Dichomitus squalens LYAD-421 SS1 is the source of this 792-nucleotide messenger RNA. RefSeq lists its product as uncharacterized. The record is from RefSeq and is a predicted model, not a curated record. The coding region runs from base 1 to 792 and encodes 263 amino acids. NCBI's taxonomy places the organism in Eukaryota, Fungi, Basidiomycota, Agaricomycetes, Polyporales, Polyporaceae. The transcript has a single exon.
AUGUCCUCCCCUCUCCGUGCUCUCUCCCCCGGCUCGUCCCUGGCCUCGUACGACUAUUUCUCGGCGCACUCGCGCUCGCACAGCGAUCCGCGCGACAGCUCUUCGGGCGACUCGGACUCGUACGGCACCCUCUCCGACGACGGCUCCUCGGACGACGAGAUCCUCCUCUCCUUCUCCGAGCUCUCCUCAGCCGACUUGCGCUCCCAGCGCGGCGCGCUCACCCCCGCCCUCUUCUCCGACGAUGAGUUCGUGCUCAUGAGCCGGCCCCGCUCGCCCGCAUCCGGCGACGAUCUCACCGCCUCCUUCUCCGAACUCUCGCUCUCUUCCCGUUCCCGUGGAUAUGGCCACCGCAGGGUUGCUUCGGGCAGCAGCACCGGCAGCGCGAAGAGCCAGGCGUCGUACCCGAACUCCUCCCCAAAGCGGCGCAACCGGAAGCGGCGUGCCGCGCAGACGCCUGGCAACGGCCGCGCCGAGGACGGGCAGCACCACGGACAGCAGCCCCAGGGCAAUGGCGAGUCCUACGAUGCGAAGCUCAAGCACCACAGUCCGUCAAAGGCGCGGAGGAAGGCUCGCCGGGCUGCUUCGCAGGCGGUAGCCGCAGGCCAGACGCAAGACCUUGCACUCGUCCCCGCAUACCCUGCUGCGGGACUCGGCGACCGGGGGAUCGUUGACGAUGUGUCCGAGGCGGGGAGCGAGUACUCGUACAUCCCGCCGGAGCUGUACAGGAGUGCGCAGAGAUACGUCUCGUCGUACGUCCAUCUGAUUUCGACGUUUCUAUGCGUCCCGCGCUGA